Molecule: messenger RNA, 5863 nt
Organism: Jaculus jaculus (lesser Egyptian jerboa)
Lineage: Eukaryota; Metazoa; Chordata; Mammalia; Rodentia; Dipodidae
Gene: Hspa12a
Product: heat shock protein family A (Hsp70) member 12A
Exons: 13
Coding region: 111-2189 (692 amino acids)
Source: RefSeq, a predicted model, not a curated record
CUUCCAGCCUGCGCGGGACGUCGUUCUCCUGGUAGUACUGCAACGCCUGCUGCUUCAGCUUCUGCAGGUCCCUCGGGGUCCCACAGCUGCGGCCGCCGCCUUCUUCCCCCAUGAUGGAGAGUGUUGGCGUGUACGGAUUCUGUGGGUGCAAAGCAAAAAACAAAAUGAAGUGUGAUUCAAAGUGGGAAAUGAACGCAGCAGAAACAGCCCCCACAUCAGCAUAUUCAUCUCCAGCCCGGAGUCUUGGAGACACAGGAAUAACGCCUCUGUCCCCAUCCCAUGUUGUGAAUGACGCUGACUCCAACGUCUCAGAUCAGCAGACAUUUCUCGUGGUGGUGGCCAUCGACUUUGGGACCACGUCCAGUGGCUAUGCCUAUAGUUUCACCAAGGAGCCAGAAUGCAUCCAUGUGAUGAGACGAUGGGAAGGAGGUGACCCUGGUGUGUCCAACCAGAAGACCCCAACCACUAUCUUGUUGACGCCCGAGAGGAAGUUCCACAGCUUUGGGUAUGCCGCCAGGGACUUCUACCACGACCUGGACCCCAGCGAGGCCAAGCAGUGGCUGUACCUGGAGAAGUUCAAGAUGAAGCUGCACACCACGGGGGAUCUCACCAUGGAAACAGACUUGACAGCAGCCAACGGCAAGAAAGUCAAAGCCCUUGAAAUCUUUGCAUAUGCCCUGCAGUACUUUAAGGAGCAGGCCUUGAAGGAGUUGAGUGACCAGGUGGGGUCGGACUUGGAGAACUCUGAUGUGAGAUGGGUCAUCACGGUGCCUGCCAUCUGGAAGCAGCCAGCCAAGCAGUUCAUGAGACAAGCUGCCUACCAGGCUGGCCUGGCAUCCCCUGAGAACUCGGAGCAGCUCAUCAUUGCCCUGGAGCCCGAGGCGGCCUCCAUCUACUGCCGGAAGCUGCGGCUGCACCAGAUGAUCGAGUUGAGCGGCAAGGCGGUGGUCAAUGGGUACAGCGCCAGUGACACAGUAGGAGCGGGGUUUGCACAGGCUAAGGAACACAUCCGGCGUAACCGGCAGAGUCGGACCUUUUUGGUGGAGAAUGUCAUAGGAGAAAUCUGGUCUGAGCUGGAGGAAGGUGACAAGUAUGUGGUGGUGGACAGUGGUGGAGGCACUGUGGACCUGACCGUCCAUCAGAUACGGUUACCAGAGGGACACCUUAAGGAGCUCUAUAAAGCAACAGGUGGGCCCUAUGGAUCUUUGGGAGUAGAUUAUGAGUUUGAAAAACUACUUUGUAAAAUAUUUGGAGAGGAUUUUAUCGAACAGUUCAAAAUCAAACGCCCAGCCGCCUGGGUUGACUUAAUGAUUGCAUUUGAGUCUCGCAAAAGAGCCGCUGCCCCAGACCGAACCAACCCGCUGAACAUCACUCUGCCCUUCUCCUUCAUCGACUACUAUAAGAAGUUCCGCGGGCACAGCGUGGAGCACGCCUUGAGGAAGAGCAAUGUGGACUUUGUGAAGUGGUCCUCCCAGGGCAUGCUGAGGAUGAGUCCUGACGCCAUGAACGCCCUGUUCAAGCCAACCAUUGACAGCAUCGUAGAGCAUCUCCGGGACCUGUUUCAGAAGCCUGAGGUAGCCACGGUCAAGUUCCUCUUCCUGGUGGGGGGCUUCGCAGAGGCGCCCCUCCUGCAGCAAGCAGUGCAGGCCAACUUUGGCGACAAGUGCCGAAUCAUCAUCCCUCAGGACGUGGGCCUCACCAUCCUUAAGGGCGCUGUCCUCUUUGGCCUGGACCCGGCUGUCAUCAAAGUACGCCGGUCACCCCUUACCUACGGGGUGGGCGUGCUGAACCGCUACGUGGAGGGCAAGCACCCACCCGAGAAGUUACUGGUGAAGGAUGGCACACGCUGGUGCACGGAUGUUUUCGACAAGUUCAUCUCCGCCGACCAGUCGGUGGCCCUGGGCGAGCUGGUCAAGCGUAGCUACACCCCGGCCAAGCCCUCCCAGCUGGUCAUCGUCAUCAACAUCUACAGCUCCGAGCAUGACGACGUGAGCUUCAUCACUGAGCCCGGGGUGAAGAAGUGCGGCACGCUCCGCCUGGAUCUCACCGGCACCAGCGGCACAGCGGUGCCAGCCCGGAGGGAAAUCCAGACCCUCAUGCAGUUCGGGGACACUGAGAUCAAGGCCACAGCUGUGGAUAUAGCCACCUCAAAGAGCGUCAAAGUGGGCAUUGACUUCUUAAAUUACUAACCCUCCCUCCCUGGCCCUUGCUCCCUAGGGCGCAGCUCACCUGCAUUCGCUCACCUCAACCUUGACUGUUUUGUCUGUCACCUUGACCCUUGCCAUGCCCACCUGCCCACCCGCAUUUCAGCAAGAAAGACGAGAGCAAACAGGGUGAGAAAUGACUGGAGUUUUUUUUUUUUUUUUUUCUUUUCUUUUCUGAGGGUACACUGGAGUCAGAAAGCCUGUCAGCAGUUAUUAUUAACACUAAGGUCCGGAAGUAGGGAUUGCCGCAGCUCGUUACCGUAGUGGCGAGACAGCCCCUUGGGAAGGGCACUGCUGCAGCAUCUUGCUUUGGAAAGGUCCUUACAAGGCAGAACUUAGGACAACCUAUUGCCAUCUUUUGAGAUUUGAAGUGAGAUAUUUAAGUCAGAAGGAAAUCUUCAUGCGAGGUCUUUUUUAACUGUUUUGGAUGGCAGUCAAUAUAAAAUGCCAGCCAUCUGCAGUUUAUUUCUUCCCAUCACCACGGGAUUCAGAGUGGUGACUCACUGGGAACGUUGGAGCAUUUGGCACCAGUAGGAGAAGACUGCCUACACCGGGCACUAUUUUAGGUUCUCAUAUAAUUUAAAUUCCAAGGAGGGUCAAUGAAUAAUAUGGCAGCCUUGAGGAAGCCAAAAGGCUUUGUGGGGAGUAAGAGUGCUGGCACCUCAACUUUUCAGCAGAUAAGACUUGCUUGGAUGGAAAUGAAUACUACAGAGUUAUUGACUAAUCCCAUCACAUCCCUCUUGUCUGAAGGGUUACAUUCUAAGAUUCCCAGUAGAUGCCCCAAACCAUGGGCAUGUCACACCUUAUAUAUACUGUGUUUUUACCUAUGCUUACGUACGUAUGAUAUAAAGUUCAUUUUACAAAUUGCUGAUUAACAAAAAUAUCUAAUAAUGAACUAGGACAAUUAUGAAACCAUAUGUCAAUGAACUUUAUAUGACCACGGUCUGUCUCAGAAAUACAUUACCAUGUUGUAGUUUGGGACCAUGACUGACUGCUUCAGUAAGUGGAGCCCCAGAUGAGGAAGGACCCUUGCAUGUGCUGGGGUACAAUUCCUGGGAUGACCAGAGCCUGACUUCGGGGUUCAUGAGUCGUCCUAGGUAAUCUUCAUCUGAGAAACCGAGGCUGCCGUUGGCCUUGUUCAAAUCAACAAGCCUAGAAAUAGAGAACAGCCCCUGGCCGUGCAAAUCCUACAGAACGUAAGCUCCUCCUCCCUCGCUGUCCCUCUUCCUUCCUUUAAGAAGUCUGGCCAGUCCAACUCAGAUUUGGGAACGAGCACAGAGGAGGAAUAGGAAAGGAAGAUAUAUUCCAUGAGGCGUGUCACUAAAAUCUUCAUUUUUUUCACAAUUUCCUGAAGAGUUUGUAAAUCUAGACCAGAUGAAUGAAGUAAGGCAGCCUUGUCUAACACGGGUCUGGGGCUCACCUGCCUCAGAAUUGCCUGGGUGCUUGUGAAGAGCAGGCUCCUGGAUCCGAGCCCUUUUUAUGUGACUUGAGGAGGGGCACCAGGAUCUGCAUUUGGAGUGUAUUCCCCCACGAGAUGGGGAUUUGAAGGGAAUGUGAGAAGUUCUCACUUUAGGUUUGCUCCGAGCUGAAGCGCUGACCCCAGCCUGCGCCCUCCGAUCUUCCCAUCAGAGCUCCCUUAGGGAGCACCCCACACCUUGCCCUCUUGGUGAGUGGGGCUGGAGAUCGAGUCUGGGGAUGGCUUUUUUUUUUUUUUUUUUUAACACAACAAGGAUCAAAGGCUGGAUAAAGAUUACAUGAAAGAAAUAGCUUCUCUGCCUUCCCUCUAUUCAAAGCCCUUCUCCCCCAACAUCCGGAGCUAACUGUGGAUAAAGAUGCAAGAAUCCCACCGGGCCCAUGAUCUGUCCAGAGCUGUCUCUCCACCUACUGGCGUUCAUGCUGAUCUCCCGUCACUGGAGGCUACGUAAUGAAUGAGCAAAUAGAGAAUUUAGAGUAAAGGAAUUUCGAAUGCAAGUUGGAGUCACAAACCCAUUAUCAUAGCCAAUAUGCAGAUUUUUAAAUAGCAUUUCAAAUUUCAUUUUAAUGUCUUUUUCACACCGCCUGCUGCAGAAUUCCCUGCUAGAAUGUGAAACACUACCAAAAAGCAUGGAGCAAGGAAAUGCGAAUCCUGUAACCAAGCGGCAGGCUUUCAGGCACCGAGGUGUGUUUGCCGGGGUACUUGUGUGGCCUGCUCUACGUCCGCAGCUCACUACGGGUCUCUUCUUGUGGCCAGCCAUAGUCUGCAAAUGGACUUCCAAUUUUGUUAUAACUAAUAUAAUUUUAUGUAUAUACAAUAUUAGAAUCUUGUACAGUAUCUUUAUUUCUACAAUAUGCUUCUCGUUAAAAAAAAAAAGGGAAAUGCUCUUAACUUUUGUUGACGACAUAGCUGUCACCUCCCAUGGUUUCAUUUCCUAAUUGCUCUCACUUAUAGUUGGUCUGUGCGUGCAGACUGAGCAGUAGACAGAGGCACCUAGGGUCAGAGGUCCCUACUCGCAUGGACACCUGGCCCAACAACGUCCACCUGCACACGCUUCCCGAGACUCACAGGUUCUAUUGAGUGGCAUACACUCUAUCAAUUCUCCUGCCCAGGCUUUGAGAGCUGAACAUGCUGGCUCUGUAAGCAACAUGACUGUGCAGAGAAGCCUCCCAAAUGCCUUGCAUCCUGCAGGGUGGCUGACCCCUCCCUGUGGGGCGAAGCAGUCUCUCUGAGGACAAAGUGCGGUCCGUUACGUGCGCUGCUUUCGGUGCACCAGGGUCAAGGGAGGGAAGCACGUGGCUCAACCAAGGUUUUCAGUUGGGUUAAGUGUGAACGAUGGUGUGAAGCCCCCUUUUCCUGGCUAGUGUAAAGUGCUCCUCACCUAAUAUGAAGGAGUCUCCUUGUCUCUUAUUUCUCUUAAAUGAGCUACUAGAAAUCUGCAGUGUUGGCAAACUGAGGAUGGGAAGGGGGUUGUUUUAUUGGAAUUUCUCCUGUCCCCAGAUGCAGCCUCAAUAGUUAAAUCCCCCAAGUCCAUCCCUACCUCCCACUGAAAUAUUCUUGAAUAAAGGCACUGGGUAAAGUAUGCUUGGAACACAUUUCCUAAUCUUAAGGUUUUUAGGUUUGUGGUCUUGACCCCAUAGCUCACUUGUCCCUUGCAUAUGUGAUCUGGUUUCCACAUGUGCACAGCAGGCAUUCUCAAGUCACAGACACAGUAGGAGAGAGGGGUCUCAGCAGCUGGGUUUUCUCUGCAGAGUACAGAUUACGGAGCCUGCCCCACCCUUAGGAUGUUAUUUAGACCAAGUUUAGCUUUUAGAGCCCAGGUCUGGUAAAUUGCCAGGGUAGCAGAGAAUCGCAUGCACCAAUAUAAACAGGAAUCCAAAUGCAUUAGUAGUCAGAGAUCGAAUUUCACAUUGUAAAGAUGUAAUAGCUAUGAUUAUGCUGUAUUUGUGUGCUGGGGAAUGGCUUAAGUGGAUGGCUAGUAUAAAAAGUUGUUGGCCUUAAUGUCUCGAACACCUCUCAUCUGCUUGAAAUACGGAACAAAUGUUCUAAGGUCUCAGCCACUGGGAGUCUUGUUCACUACAAGGUGGAGAUCCACACAUCACAGGAUUUUGCAGCAGUUCAGGCAAGACUGCAUCUGCGAACUCUUGUCUUCACUGAUUCUAAUAAAGUAAAACUCUGAAUUUCA